UCGAAUGCAUCGUGUCUAGCUAGGAAGCUAUUUUCCCAAUCUAUCGCAUUAUAUACAUUAAUAAAAAACUAUUUGAAUAAUAAGAUAUACCCGCUCUCGCGAGAUGAUAAACAAGUCAUAAUGGCGGCGCCCACGAUGGUCAUUUGUGACGUCUUACGUAUUUGCAGAUAAAAGAAACGGUGAAAUUUCAGUCAGGGUCAAAUUUUCCGUAAUCAUUCAUUGUAAUGUCCUAAUUAAUUGCAUUGGACUCAUCUACGCUUAACCAUUUAUUGCCCGUGGAAUCAAUUUCGAUUCCAAUGAACAUGAGUAAAAAAUUGUCGAAUUCAAGAGGUACAAGUGACUGCAGAUUUCCCACUCAGCCUAGAAAGAAUAAAAAGCUGAAUAACAGAAAAAACAAUUUGACCAAUGAAUUCCGGUCUAGUAGCAAUAGAAAUAGUCAUGACCAAAGCGAAGAGGAAGUAUUUGGAAUGGAGUGCCAAUCCAUGUUUUGGCAACAACCGAGUACAUCGCGUCAAGUAUAUCACUCAGCUCAUAAUAUGCAGCGCCUUUUCACAGCCAUAUCGGAUCCUAGUGUUUGCGGAUAUUCUGCAGUACCUGCUACUUACACAAUGGAGCCUGUUCCGUUACCUCCCCUAUAUCGAAUUCAAGAGCCAGUCAUUAAAGCGCAAUACAGACCUUACAGAGGUAAAACAAGAGCAUCUUUAAUGAGUAUGCAGCAUCGUCCUGCAUGGAGUUUUGAUGCGUUUGGAAAUGAUUAUAUGAGUCUUCAAAAGAAAGGUUGGAGCCAUUCUAGCCCUGUGGGUUAUCAAAAUGGAGAUUAUGCAAGCUUGCCCCCUACUGCUAACAUUGACAAUAAAAAUAAUAGAGAGGAAUUGAGCGCGGAGCACAGACGAUACUCAGAUCCUGGAUUAGGCCCUGCCGACCCACCAACUACGUCAAGAAGCGAUGAGACGGACAGUGCGGAUAGUGAUAGUUCAAUAACGACCAUUGGAAAGAGUAAUAAACUAUAUUUGACACUUAUUGAGCAGAUAACAAAGAUGAAGGAAAUGAAUAGUCAAUUGUUUAAAGAAUUGCAUCAAGCCAAAUCAGACUUAGAAACCGUAAAGACUGAAUUAAAUCAAUUCAAAAAAAACAUUCCUUCGGAUUACCAGCCAGGAAUGUUAUCGGAUAUUAUUAAAGAGAUCAGAGAUGCCAGUAGAAUCAAGGAAGAGGUGAUGCUCUCAAAGUUGAAAGUGCUAAUGGAUAGUCAACAAUCUCAAAAAUUCAUAGAUCUAGAACAGUUGAAAAGUCAACUGGAGAAGGUGAGGCGCGAGAAGGACGAGAGCGUGGAAAGAAUCGGCAAACUCGAGACGGAAGUUGCAGCCCUGAGGCUGAGCUUAAAUAGCAGCGAGAAUCGUGAGAUCGCUGCCUUCGAGGAGGAGAACCUGACGCUGCGCCGGGAGCUGCAGGAGGCGAGGGCCUCCAGGAACAUGGCCGAGUGCCAUGCGACAAAGUGCGUAAACGCUGCUGUAGCCCUUCGGCCUGUCACGCCUGUACAUUUCGACUCACCUAGUCCCUCUAUGACGAGCACCCCCGUGCGUACCACAUACGACUCCACAUCCACAGAUCCAUCCCCAUCCGUCGCCAGUCUCCGUUCCACGGACGGCAAGCACGACUCGGGUUCGUCCGGUUCAUCGCUGCUGCUGGACGAAUACCUGUACGAGGACGAACGGACACUCGUCGCGGCCGUGGCCACGGGAACCUCGUCAAAGGACGAGAAGAAGCCAAGGGGACCAGAGCACGAGUCGGACAAGGCCCGCGAGGGCCCCAUUCAUACCAAUAUCCUGGUCGCUGCUAGCCCCGUCGUUUCAAAAGACUCGACGAAUAUCCUGACCUCCAGAGUCCUGACAGCACCUUCACGCGCCACCUACACCACCACCUACAUUUAGGUCGUACGUGCGGGGCCAAUCAUAGCAAAUAAUCAAAAGACAGAACAAACAAUUUAUAAUACAUAUGAGACAUCUUUAAAUACAUAUAGAUACGCACAUACACGCGUGUGUUUAUACAAUUCAUGUAUACAU
Ceratosolen solmsi marchali is the source of this 2060-nucleotide messenger RNA. RefSeq names its product intracellular protein transport protein USO1. NCBI's taxonomy places the organism in Eukaryota, Metazoa, Arthropoda, Insecta, Hymenoptera, Agaonidae. Bases 297 to 1928 code for a protein of 543 amino acids. The transcript is spliced from 6 exons. The record is from RefSeq and is a predicted model, not a curated record.